GCUGUUGGCCGAUUUUUUUUUUUACAGUACCGACGGGUCCUAAAACCCUGCACCGUGGAUGCUCCUGGAGACCAGCCAUUUGCACCCACGGGUGCUCUCAAUUCAGAAAGUGUUUCCUUUAAAACAACAACUUUUCCGUCCUUUUUUCUAUUACAUUUCUUUCAACACGAGUAAACAGCCCUCUUUGGCUCGGACGUUUAGAGAGAAACGUGACUCCAAACAGGGCUGAUUCCUGCCACGACACAGCGCUGAAGUCUCCACCUGUGGCUCCGGUGUGAUGAAGCCCUGAGAAACAACCGCUCUCUGUCCCUCCUCGGCACCACCGACUUGGCCGGAAAAAAAACCCAACCCAUGGUGGUCAGUACAGCCUCCACGGAGGUGCACUGACACCGCUCACCCCCUCCUCCUCGUCAAGUCUGCCUGGCAACAGCAACGAUGAGCUCUCACAGCCGCUCAGGUGGCUCGACCAGCAACGAGCAUCCCGUGGAACUUCUCAAACCAGCUGCACUCAAUCAUUUCGUGGACGUGAGCUCGGCAGUGCAGCCCAUGCAGGUGCCCCCCACCACCACAGCCAUCCUUCCAAUGGACCUGCGCGUAGUGGACCACCACCCCCACCACCACCACCUCCACCACCAGCAGCAGCAGCAGCCCACCUUCGGCAUGGGUCCCCAACCCCACCCGACGGCGCCGGUCUCCGCCGCUUGCCCCGCGUCCUCCGAGCCGGGCCGCGGGUCGCUCAUCAAUCAGCCGGAGCAGCUGCAGCAGGAGCUGGUGACGCUCAAACACAAGCAGCAGCUCCAGCGGCAGCUCCUGAUCGCCGAGUUCCAGCGGCAGCACGAGCAGCUGUCGCGGCAACACGAGGUCCAGCUGCAGGAGCACGUCAAGUCGUGUCUCUCUCUCCACCAGCACCAGCAGGAUUUACUGGCGCUGAAGCACCAACAGGAGCUGCUGGAGCACCAGAGGAAGAUGGAGCAGCAGCGUCUGGAGCAGGAGAUGGAGAAGCAGCAGCGGGAACACAAACUCCUGCAGCUCAAAAACAAGGCGAGGGGGCAGGAGAGUGCGGUCGCCAGCACGGAGGUCAAGAUGCGACUUCAGGAGUUUGUCCUGAACAAGAAGAAAGCGCUGGCUCAGCGAAGCCUGAACCACUGUCUGCCCAGCGACCCACGCUUUUGGUAUGGAAAAACCCAGCACAGCUCUUUGGACCAGAGCUCUCCUCCUCAAACCGCGUUGUCAGCGUACACCCACCCGAUGCUGGGCACAUACGACUCAAAAGACGACUUCCCUCUCCGAAAAACAGCCUCGGAGCCCAACCUGAAGCUUCGCUCCCGGCUGAAGCAGAAGGUGACGGAGCGCCGCAGCAGCCCUCUCCUCCGCAGGAAAGACGGAGCCAUCACGACCGCCAAGAAGCGGUCCCUCGACCUGGCCGAGUCCGCAUGCAACAGCGCGCCGGGCUCGGGUCCCAGCUCCCCCAACAACAGCUCCAGUCACAUCCCCAGUGAGAACGGGGUCACCGUCUCCAGCAGCGCAGGAGAGGCCUCCCUGCUUCAGAGGUUGGCUGCGAGGGAGGGUUCAGUCAGCCAGCUGUCUCUCUACACUUCCCCUUCACUGCCCAACAUCACCCUGGGACUGCCAGCCACAGGGCCGGCCAGCGCUAUGGUGUCCGGACACCAAGAUGGUGAGAGUCGUCUGGCGUUGCCCGCGCUACAGGGGAUUGCUCUGACCCCCCCGUUCAUGCCCACGGCCCACCUGCCCUCCUACUUGGCGUCUUCGGCUCUGGACCGGGACGGGGCCGGAGGGGGCCCGGCGGGUCACAACCCCCUGCUGCAACACAUGGUGCUACUAGAGCAGAGCCACAAUCCAAUGGUCGGUCUGGCGGGCCUCCCGCUGUCGUCGCCCUCCGUCUCCAAACUUGCCCGCGGCCACCGUCCCCUCGGGAGGACCCAGUCGGCCCCCCUGCCCCAGCAGCAGUGUGGACAGGCCCAGGCCCUGCAGCAGCUGGUGGUCCAGCAGCAACACCAGCAGUUCCUGGAGAAACACAAACAACAGUUCCAGCAGCAGCAGCACAUCAUCAACAAGAUCAUGUCCAAGCCCGGCGAUCAGGUCUCGGCCACGGGCCCCAGCGCCUCGGGGCCGGCCAGGCAGCACCAGAGUCACCCGGAGGAGACGGAGGAGGAGCUCAGGGAGCACCAGGGGCUCCCCCUGUCAUGCUCGCCGUCGUCCGCCCAGGAGACGGGGAUCCUGGGCGGGCUGGUCAUCAAGCAGGAGCCCCCCGACCCCCAGGAGCAGCAGGAGGAGAGAGAGACGAGACAAGUGGAGCAGGAGUUUCUGUUCCGACAGCAUGUAUUGUCUAGCACAGCCGCUUGGUAUUUGCAAGAAUCUAGUGCCACCUUCUGGAAGGAGGAAGACAUUGCAGUCCCGCAGGCAAACGGUACAUGUCACUCUGUGUGUGAGCAGCAGGCUCUGCUGUUAGAGCAGCAGCGGAUCCACCAGCUGAGGAACUACCAAGCCUCCAUGGAAGCAGCCGGGUUGUUGGUCAGCUUCGCUGGACACCGGCCCCUCUCCAGGGCUCAGUCGUCCCCGGCCAACGCCUCCUUCCCCAUGGGAGUUCAGGAGCCGGCCGUCAAGCCCCGAUUCACAACAGGUCUGGUGUAUGACUCUUUGAUGCAGAAGCACCAGUGCAUGUGCGGAAACACCACCAGCCAUCCAGAGCACGCUGGCCGCAUCCAGAGUAUCUGGUCCCGACUCCAGGAGACGGGCCUGAGGGCUCACUGCGAGUGUAUCCGCGGCAGGAAGGCCUCGCUGGAGGAGUUGCAGACGGUCCACUCCGAAGCCCACGUCCUGCUCUACGGAACCAACCCGCUGCGGCAGAAACUGGACUGUUCAGUGAGCCCCAUGUUUGUGAGGUUACCGUGCGGAGGCAUCGGGGUGGACAACGACACCAUUUGGAACGAGGUCCACUCAUCCAGUGCGGCGCGUCUGGCCGUCGGCUCAGUGGUGGAGCUGGUCUUCAAAGUAGCCUCGGGGGAACUGAAGAAUGGUUUUGCUGUAGUCCGACCACCUGGACACCACGCUGAGGAGAGCACGCCGAUGGGAUUCUGUUACUUCAACUCGGUCGCCAUAGCAGCCAAGCUGCUGCAGCAGAGACUCAACGUCAGUAAAGUCCUCAUCGUGGACUGGGAUGUUCACCAUGGCAACGGCACCCAGCAGGCCUUCUACGCAGACCCCAGCAUUCUGUACCUGUCGCUGCAUCGCUACGACGACGGGAACUUCUUCCCGGGCAGCGGAGCACCCGACGAGGUGGGCAGCGGAGCGGGCGAGGGCUUCAACGUGAACAUGGCCUUCACCGGAGGACUGGAACCUCCCAUGAGCGACGCCGAGUACCUGGCCGCAUUUAGGACGGUGGUCAUGCCUAUUGCCAACGAGUUCGCCCCAGACGUGGUUCUGGUAUCUUCGGGCUUUGAUGCGGUCGACGGACAUGCUCCACCCCUGGGAGGAUACAAGCUGACAGCCAAGUGCUUUGGCUACCUGACCAGGCAGCUGAUGGCUCUGGCAGGCGGCCGGUUGGUGCUUGCCCUGGAGGGAGGUCACGACCUCACGGCCAUAUGUGAUGCCUCCGAAGCCUGCGUCUCUGCUCUGCUUGGCAAUGAGUUGGACCCCAUUCCUGACGAGGUGCUGCAACAGACACCGAACGCCAACGCCGUCCACUCGAUGGAGACCGUUCUUGAAAUACACAGUAAAUACUGGCGCUCGCUGCAGCGCUCCGCCGCCACCCUCGGCUGCUCGUUGAGCGAAGCCCUGCGGCGCGACGCAGAGGAGGCCGAGACCGUCUCCGCCAUGGCCUCUCUGUCCGUCGCCAACAAGCUGGUUGGAAAGAGGGCUGAGGAGGAACCCAUGGAAGAGGAAGCCACCAUGUAAAGAAACCCCACCGUUCAGUCUUCAUCUGUGACCGUGUCGUCGCCCCGGUCGGCGUCAAUGUCCACGCCGCUCCCGCGUCUCACCCCCGCCACCACCCCAGUCGACGUGUCGCCGCGGGCGAGAACGAGCCGGCGGGAAACGCGGCGGCGCUCGGAGUUCGACGCCGGAGACGGGCGACGCGUCCUCCGAUCGGCGGUGCACAGACCGAUCGGCGUACGCGCGUCGCACCGUCUGCGAGAGGAGCGGCUCGACGACAACCUCCAGUGCCAGUGCUUUUUUUUUUUAAACAUUAGACACGGCGUGUUUUAUCGAACGCCAGUCGGAAAACGAUCCCGUCGUCGCCGUCUACUCGCACUCAUUGUUCUGUUCUCUCUGCGCUCGAUCGUCACCUUCUCGCUUUUCAUCGGAAAAAAACAAAAAAACACCGGAGCUCUUUGCGAUGGCGACUCCUCGCGGACGGACCAUUCGACGCCGUUUUCAGAUUUUCCCGGACGAAUGGAACAAAGUGGUCGAAUUUCUUACAGGUGGUCGGAGAUGACGGAUGGGGAACCGUCGGCGAGCGUUCUGAUUCCACGAUGACUGACAGUGAAAGACUGUGCGUCCGUGCCUUUUUUUGAAAUUUUUUAAACGUGGUGGAUUUUCUGUUGAACUCUAUAUCGAAAGAGCUUUGCCUUAAAAAAACAGGCUUUGGAUCGAGGCCUCUUCUCCCGGACCCCUUCAACAUCUCUAUCCCGGCGAGACAUUCGAUGCCUGCAUGUUGUCGGCACAUAGACUGGAGUACCUUGGCAUGUUGACCUAUAAAUCCUUGCAAGCUGCCUUCUGGCUUUCCCUGCACCGCCAUCUUUACUUGCUUGCCCACAUUAUUUGAGAAGGUUUCGUUCCCGGCCACAAGUUGGAGGUGGUUCGGUUUCAAGGGAGGCUCCAGGUAUUACUCAGCGGAACCAUGUAUCAGAACCGGUCCCCGUAGCCAGAGGGAUAUCAUGUCAAUGUCAUUCAACGGUGGCUCGUGCAAACUUAUCUCGGAGCUCACGAUGAAUUCCGAUUGUUAGCGAGUGUAGCGUUGAGAGAUUCAGUGGCACGUAAUGGGCGAGCGUCGGGGUCGCCAUUGGCAACCGGCCCGAUCAGACCGGGCAUCGGCUGUCCUCGGGAGCAAUGUGUCGAACCGGCCGUCGCGAUAAGACAACCGGGUCUCCGUGGUAACAACGACAAAACCACCUGGGAUAUUCCAGACUCUCGCAGCCGGUUCAGCAUCUUGAGCCCCGACACAUCCGCCCUCCAAAUGUCCAGUGCUGUGAGGCAGGUGUGUGUACAUCUGUGCACAUGCAGUGGAGCACACUCUUUAUAAACAUUCUCCUGGAGACGCAUAUUUUUAUAGUUCUUUAUUUCAUUUUUUUCUUCAUUAUUUAUCUUUCAUUUCUUUCGACCCAGCCAGUGGGACACGCCCAUGCACAAUGAUUACACGCGGAGCUCAGAUUCCUCAAACCGAUAAAAGACAUCAAUAUGGCCUUUGAGCAUUUUGAUGUAUUGAUUGCUGUAAAGGGGCUUUUACUAAAUGUAACAACAACCUUUUUUUGUAAUAUUGCCAUAAUUGCGUGCUCAUGUUUCGGUCCUCUUUAAAGAAAACAUGUGCACGGUAAUGUUUGAUAAAAGUGUCCCAGUGUGCAGAAGUUGACUGUAACCACCUCUCCAACUUGUGGGCAACGACCUUCGCUCGCCUUCGUCGUUUCACCUGGAAGCUAACCGCGUUUACCGUGUGUGGUCGGCGGACGGGGAAACGGAGGUCGGCGGUGUUUCCCGUUUCCUGUGCAUCGGACGUCCGUCUCCAGAGUAUUCCUGCCACGCACGCUUCUCAUUGGCUGCUCUCGUUUUCCUCUGGUUGUCGCCGGCCUGCCAGCGGACUCCGGCGUCUCCUCGUUGCACCCGUGUGCGGUCGUCCGGUCGUCUCUCUGUUACACGGUAACGCUGACGCACUUCACAGCGGGCGAGGGGUCAGAUCCCGUGUCUACUGGACAUGACGUGACCGUGUUUUCUGGGUUCGGGUUUUUUCUGUGGGAGGGCUGGGUAGCAAAUGUUUCUACUUUGUAUAAUGAUGGUCAAUUGUGUAUUUACCGUCUGUUCAUAGUAGAUUUAUAUAUGAAAAGAUGAGUAUAUUAUAUAUAUAUCUAUACAUAAUGAAAAACUAUGAUCUUGUUUUUAAAGAAUGAUACUCUUCAUGGGCCUUCCAUACAGCGACUGAAGACAUCUUUGACUGCCCUUGGUUCCGUGUUGAGUAGCAUUGACCUGGUUGUCCUCUUGUCUUUCAACACUGGUGACUCGUUUCUGGCUUCCUCAUCCCCACUGUUGCAGCAGGCGUGCCACGGCCCUCUGCUCGGCAUCACUUUGAGGCACAUAUAUCCAUAUUAUUCCACUUUCUUUCUUUUUUUAUGUGUAGAUUAUUACAUUCUGGCUCUGCCGCCUCUAAAGUUUCACUUAUUUUUGAGAAAUAUGAGACCGACAUUCAAAAUAUGCGUUCUACACAUCUCAAAAAAUGUCCAAAGGCGGUUUCUUCAUGGCCGUGAUAUAUCCCCCGACGCUAAAUCACUCACAGAUGACUUCACGUGAUCAUCGCUUAUUUCCUUAUCUGGCCGAAUGUCCUCAAGUUUUAAUUGAAUGCGACAUUCCUCGACAUUCAUCUCGUCCACAUGUGCGAUGUCGUUGCCGGUUGUUCAGCGUCUCCCAGAGGCCACGGGCGCUCCGUCCCCGCGGCAGCAAGGAUUGUUUUCAAACGUUAUCCACUCAUGGAUAUGAUUACGAUGAUCGACAUUGUCUCAAAUCUUGAAAGUAAAUGAACCUUUUUUUAAUUGUGACUGAAUGUAUCUGAGCUCCACUUUCUAAACCCCCAUUCAUUUCCAUGGCUCCAGCCGAUUCAAUUAUAUUCAGUUUAUUGUGUAUGGCCCAAUAUCACAAAUCACAAAUUUGCCUCAGAGGGCUUUACAAUCUGGACACGUAGACAUCCCUGACCCAGGGCCUCACAGGGGUUAAAGUUCAAAGAAAGGCCCGUGAUUCUUCUGUACAUCCCCUUCACGCACCUGCGCAAACCUCUUUCUCCGGUCCACGGGUUUUGGACUCCGUUCGUGCCCAAUCGAUUUGUGGUUGGAAUACGACGACAUCCUGAAAAUCACCUCUUCUUGGAGACGCCGACAUGUAAACGCGCUCGGUGAGGUGCCUUCCGGUAACCCGGACCAGGAAUAUUCCCAGAACCUUUGUACGGUAGUGCCAGUCGGGUGGGGGGGGGGUGCUUUGGUUUCCCAGCAGGAGCUGACAGUGUGACUCAAUGUCCAGUAACAUUCCGUGUUGUGAUCGUUUCCAUGUCUCAAGAGAGGCCGUAUGUCUUUCUCUUUUCCUUUUUAACCCUGAUAGUUCGGUCCAGCCAGGUCCGAGAACCGUCUGUUGAUGUAGGUGGCCUGGUCUGACUCCAUUCCUCCUCUCUCUGUCUGUCCGUCCGUCCAUCCCAUACUACAUAUCAGAACAUCGAGCACUGAAGGACGUUAGUACUUUCACUGUAUCCAAACUGUCUCGUCUCUUUUACUGCUUUUAAAAAAAAGUUUCUGCUUGAGAGGCGUUUGGGUUGUUUCCAUGUUGUGCUUUUUACCUUUUUAGGAUAUCGAACCAUCGAACCUGGAAGACCUUCGUUCAAUAUUUUACAAAAAAAGUACAAAAUCAAAAAAAAAGUAUCUAGCACUUGUAACACAAAGAAUAGAUUGUAUUGUAUUUAUGUAGAAACAUGGUUUGGGGAGGGGGGGGCUUUGUAAACUGCUACAACAGAAUGGACAACUUUUUAAAAAUAUAUAUAAUUUGUCGUUGUUUUUGGACACAUCUAGACUUGUCUAAGGACACCAUCCUGGUGCCUGGCCGUUGUUAAGGCGGUCCAUUCCUCUAAAUAAGCCCGUUAUUGCUAUGACCACUGUGGUUCAAAAUCAAUCAGUUUGAGGUUUACAUUAUGUAUGAAAUGCAUAUUCUUCUUUUUUUAUUAUCAGUUAUGGUUAUGACUUGUUCCACCGUUGUUACAGAAAUAGUUAAAUUUUUUUUCCGGGAACCUUUGUUCUAACAUGUUGUCUUGUUGACAUCUACAGUAUAAAGUAUUGUUUUGGAAAAACUUCAA
Messenger RNA from Pseudoliparis swirei, 8056 nucleotides. RefSeq names its product histone deacetylase 4 (gene hdac4). The transcript has 28 exons. Gene Ontology annotation, biological process: negative regulation of transcription by RNA polymerase II; chromatin organization. Lineage: Eukaryota; Metazoa; Chordata; Actinopteri; Perciformes; Liparidae. The record is from RefSeq and is a predicted model, not a curated record. Gene Ontology annotation, cellular component: histone deacetylase complex. Gene Ontology annotation, molecular function: histone deacetylase activity. Bases 436 to 3915 code for a protein of 1159 amino acids.